AGUGAAGCUAUGUAGUUUGAUUUCUUGUUCAUAGGCAAGGCGGUGGAAGAGGGUUUGAUGAGUUUCCCUUUGCUGGCCCAAUCUUUAUUCCUAGGAAUAUAAUGAUUUUGAGGGUGAUAUCGAGCUUGCCAAUAUAGUUGGUUCCUUGAUGUGGCAGGUCCACCAGGCACACAUCCUUGGCGGCAGCAGCGGUGGCGAGGCUGUUCAACGUGACAGUCCUCGGUCUGGGCGACUAAUUUUCUAUGUGAACAUCUCUCCCCACGUCCACCACUACCACUGUGCUUUGAGGAGUCCUAAUUCACGCUAGCCAUGUCGAGGUCAAAGACUCCAAAUCCCAACCAGCGCAGUAGCUACGACCAAAACCUUCUCGUCGAUGCACCCCAGGCAACUCGGGCGCAGCUACGGGAAGGUUACAAUGUCGAUCUACUCGACAGCAGUCGGCCUGGUCCGGCAGACUCAACAACGCCCGCACCUCCCGUCGCCCCUCCUCCUCCAAUGCCUCAAGCACCUCUGAUGCCUGCAGCCACAGAGAACGGUUCGAAGGAACCGUUCGUGGAAUCAGGUGGUGUUUAUGCCUCGAAGCCUCGCACAGGGUUUUGGCGCAGUCGAAAGGGCAUCAUUACAGUCGUCGUUAUCAUCGUCGUUGUCAUUGGUGCUGUGGUCGGGGGAGCAGUCGGAGGGACGACGAAGAAGUCCAAUGGCAAUACCGGGCCGCCUACAAAGUCAUCAUCGUCGCCCAGUGGGACGACGGGCGUGGACACUUCGUCAAUAGACGGUGCCACGACGUCGGCGACGCCCACGGGUAGUUCUAGCUCGCCUAAUCAGGGUCGCGAUGACGCCUCCGCUGCGAAUGUGUCGUGAUCACUGUCUGACUGCGAGGGUGGGUCGUCUGAGGAUGAUGGCGAACACGGUUUGCAGUGAUUAUUGGGGUCGUUCUAGGUGGAUCAGUUUGCGGGGAUACCAUGCUAUAUACUUCUAUUGACUCUUAGCUUUUCCUUCGUUAUGCGGUAUAUAAUUCCUUGGCGAGACUUUAGCUUUACCAUUUGACUGUCCCCUCGAUUAGCCUUAUGGUAGUUUGCUCAUUUGGACCAAUCGUACACCGAAAUUCCGUACAAACCGUUG
Molecule: messenger RNA, 1122 nt
Organism: Pisolithus orientalis
Lineage: Eukaryota; Fungi; Basidiomycota; Agaricomycetes; Boletales; Pisolithaceae
Exons: 3
Coding region: 310-861 (183 amino acids)
Source: RefSeq, a predicted model, not a curated record